UGGACCCACCGGCCCCCUCCCGUCUGGAGUCCAAAGAGGCGGCAGAGCAGCAGCCACAGGGCCAAGUGCGGAGGCGCCAAGUGGGACCGCAAGGCCAUCAGCCUGCAGGUGAAGCCGGAGGUGCCGUGGCGCUUGGAGGCGGGAGAGAAGCUCAGCAGGAUCGGCCGGGCACUGGGGCUGUCCACGUCCACUGCGGCCACCAUCCGUGACAAGGACAAGAUCCGUGCGCGUUCCUGCGCAGCCACCCCGCAGGCGGCCACCAGGUCGAUGCGCAGCCGCAGCCUGGUGAUGGAGAACAUGGAGCAGCAGCUGAGCGUGUGGAUGAGGACCAGAACAAGUGCGACCCUGUCCGAGCACCUCAGGCGGGAGCAAGGCGAGGGCGCCAAGUCUGAGCCCUUCGGGGCCAGUCGGUGGUUCGUCCGUUUCAAGGUGCGCCACAGCCCGCACAGCCCGUGGGCGAACG
Messenger RNA from Pteropus alecto (black flying fox), 463 nucleotides. RefSeq names its product CENPB DNA-binding domain-containing protein 1-like. The record is from RefSeq and is a predicted model, not a curated record. Lineage: Eukaryota; Metazoa; Chordata; Mammalia; Chiroptera; Pteropodidae.